AUGCGGCCCCGCCGCUCUUACCUGCGGCCCCGCCACCCUUACCUGCGGCCCCGCCACCCUUACCUGAAGCCCCGCCACCCUUACCUGCGACCCCGCCGCUCUUACCUGCGGCCCCCCCACUCUUACCUGCGGCCCCGCCGCACCUACCUGCGGCCCCACCGCCCUUACCUGCGGCCCCGUUGCCCCUACCUGCGGCCCCGCCUCCCUUGCCUGCAGCCCCGUUGCCUACUGAAGCGCCGCCCGCCACCCGAGCUGCCCGGGCUGCCAUACCCAGCCGAGCAGCCUACCGCCGCGCCGCCCUGCAGCCGACCGCCGAGCCGCCCAACAACCAAGCAGCCGAGCCGCCGCGCCGCCAAGCCGCCCUGCAGCCCAGCCGCCCAGCAGCCGAGCCGCUCAGCAGCCGAGCCGGCGUGCCGCCGAGCCGCCCAGCAGCCGGGCCACCGAGCCGCCCAGCCACCGAGCCGCCAAGCAGCCGAGCCGCCCACCAGCCGAGCCGCUCAGCAGCCGAGCCGCCCGCACCGCCGAGCCGCCAGAGCAGCGCCUCUUGUCCUCGCUUUUGACGCUGAGGGUCGGGCCAUUGACUUCGACGUCUGGAUAGAUGACCUGCAGCUUUUCUUACAGUGCGAUAGGGCAGACAGUCUCUCGCUCUUUGACUUCACCUCUGGUGCCUCUCCUGCCCCUGCUGCUGAUGCUGACGCCACUGUUCGCUCCCAGUGGGCCAGGCGUGAUGCUGCUGCACGUCUUGCUGUGAGUCGCCACCUCCCUACCUCUGAGCUCACUCGCCUCCCUGACUCCCUUCGCGUAGUCAGGGACCACAACCUCUCAAUCUGUCCCACCACUCUCACUGUUGACCUCCUCGAGAAGGCCCUCUUAGCAGCGGAGAAGAGUAAAGUCGCUGUAGGAGCCUCUCGUGGUGACCCACGCACCCCCAUCUUUGAGGGGUGUUCCCCCUCCCCCCUUCUGCCCUCUGUCGCCUCUGCUGCUGCGACCGAAGUUGUUGGGCUUGAGUCGGUCGGUGCGGCGUCUACCCCUAGCGGGAGACGCCGCUCUAGCAAGGGCAAGGGGGGCAGGGGCGCUGGAGGAGCUAGCGGGGGCGGUGGAGGCGGAGGUGGAGGCAGCGGGGGGAGUGGGGGUGGCGGUGGGGAUGGAGGUGUCGGUGGCGGAAGUGGAGGCGGAGGCGGCGGCGGUGGUGAUGGUGGGAGCGGAGGUGGCGGAGGUAGCGGCGGUGGAGGAGGCAGUGCCGGAGGAGGUGGAGCUGGUCGGGGUGGCACUACGCAGAGGGUCGGCUCCGGUAGUGGUCCGCGCCAGCCGCAGCAGCAGCAGCAGCGCGCUCAUGACACCCCCUCCCCUCAGCAGCUCCGUGAGUGGUACGCUUCACGCCAGCGGGGUGGGGGUACUGGUCCGUGCACCUACGUCCUGCGCACCGGCGACCGUGCGGGGGUAGCUAUCUUUGACCUUGACUUUGAUGUUAUUCUUGUUGUUAUGUAUACUGUGUCUAUUAGUGAGGAGGGUGACUGUUACCGGUGUUUCCCGCCCGACCUGGGCAUUGAGAUUGCUGCUCUAGGUGCUGGUGAGACUUAUGCUCUUGGUGCUAGCGAGGCUGCUGCUCUUGGUGCUAGUGCAUCAACUUCCUCAGGUACUGCGUCGGCUUCGGCCUCCCACACCUUCACACUUGACUUGGGGGCUUCUCGCUCCUUCUUUCAAGACCGCACCACACUCACGCCGCUUGGUCGGCCAAUUGCAGUCUCCCUGGUAGACCCCUCUAGGGGUCCUGUCCUUGCUCACUUCUCCACUGUCCUCCCUUCUCCGGCGGCCCCCUCUGGCACCCUGUCUGGUCUUUACUUCCCCUCGUUCUCUACGAACUUGGUGAGUGGUGCUGACCUACAGGAUGCGGGGGUGCACCAGUUCACUCCUGCGAAUCAGCGGGUGACCCACUGCACGGACGCUCUGACAGGCCGACACCUGGCCACGUUAACACGUCGGCCGGGGUCGAGCCUGUACACACUGACCACUGCGUCUCCUCCAGUCCCUACGUCUGGUCAGGUAGCUGCGUCGGGUCAGGUGUUAGCUGCAGCGUCCAGGUCUGGUCCUGAGUCUGCCCCCUGCUCGUGUCGCCUCUUGUCUCACGAGACUCUCCUCUGGCACCACCGCCUUGGUCACCCCUCCCUGCUUUGUCUCCGAAGCAUGGCCUCCCGUGUCCUUGGGCGGCAGCGCGCUACCCCUCACUCCUCCCAGUUUCCUCCGACAGAGGCCCCGCUGCAAACGCUUCACAUGGACGUGUGGGGCCCAGCCCACGUCCGUAGACACGGUCACGAGAGCUACUUCCUGCUGGUGGUUGACGACUUCUCGCGUUACACCUUAGUCUUCCCCUUGCGCAGCAAGGGUGAUGUCACUGAGGUGUUGAUCGACUGGAUCCGCGCAGCUCGUCUCCAGCUCAGGCGAGCUUCGGCUCGGACUUUCCUGUUCUGCGUCUGCACUCUGACAGAGGCGGAGAGUUCUCCUCUGGCCUUCUACGAGCCUACUGUCGUGUACGAGGCAUCCGCCAGACCUUCACGAUUCUGGCCUCUCCAUAGCAAAAUCAACCUUCAGCCCAGGGUCUCCAUGCCAGAGACCUCCGCAGCCUUGCUGUGGACGGGGAAGGUUGGCGAUGCGUCUGCGUUCUAUGUCUGGGGAUCUUGGGCGUUUGUCCGCGACUUGUUUGCGGACAAGCUGUCCCCUCGUGCUGCUCCUUGCGUCUUCCUGGGUUUUCCCCCUGACAUGCCAGGGUGGCAGUUCUACCACCCCACCUCUCGCCGUGUUGUGUCCUCCUAG
This is a messenger RNA of Closterium sp. NIES-65, 2811 nucleotides long. NCBI's taxonomy places the organism in Eukaryota, Viridiplantae, Streptophyta, Zygnematophyceae, Desmidiales, Closteriaceae. The record is from the annotation of a GenBank genome assembly.